This is a messenger RNA of Physella acuta, 1950 nucleotides long. RefSeq lists its product as uncharacterized. The record is from RefSeq and is a predicted model, not a curated record. NCBI's taxonomy places the organism in Eukaryota, Metazoa, Mollusca, Gastropoda, Physidae.
AUGGAGGAACUCUCCACUUUAAAGAUCGCUUUUAUCCCUGUAUUUCGAGCCCGUGACGUCAUCGAGCGACUCCCGAGUUCCAUUAACUUCAGCCCAAACAAGAACGGAGCACCAACAAAAAGCCCCUACCCCAGAGCCCCCAACCCCAGAGCCCCCUACCCCAGAGCCCCCAACCCCAGAGCCCCCAACCCCAGAGCCCCCUACCACAGAGCCCCCUACCCCAGAGCCCCCUACCCCAGAGCCCCCUACCACAGAGCCCCCUACCCCAGAGCCCCCUACCCCAGAGCCCCCUACCCCAGAGCCCCAUACCCCAGAGCCCCCUACCCCAGGGCCCCCUACCUCAUAGCCCCCUACCCCAGAGCCCCCUACCACAGAGCCCCCAACCCCAGAGCCCCCUACCUCAUAGCCCCCUACCCAAGAGCCCCCUACCCCAGAGCCCCCAACCCCAGAGCCCCCUACCACAGAGCCCCCAACCACAGAGCCCCUACCCCAGGCCCCCUACCCCAGAGCCCCCUAACACAGAGCCCCCUACCUCAUAGCCCCCUACCACAGAGCCCCUACCCCAGGGCCCCCUACCCCAGAGCCCCCUACCCCAGAGUCCCCUACCCAAAAGCCCCCUACCCAAAAGCCCCCUACCCAAAAGCCCCCUACCCCAGAGCCCCCUACCCAAAAGCCCCCUACACCAGAGCCCCCUAUCCCAGAGCCCCCUACCCAAAAGCCCCCUACCCAAAAGCCUCCUACCCCAGGGCCCCCUACUCCAGAGCCCCCUACCUCAUAGCCCCCUACCCCAGGGCCCCCUACACCAGAGCCCCCUACCCCAGAGCCCCCUACCCAAGAGCCCCCUACCCAAGAACCCCUUACCCCAGAGCCCCCUACACUAGGGCCCCCUACCCAAGAGCUCCCUACCCAAAAGCCCCCUACCCAAGAACCCCUUACCCCAGAGCCCCCUACCCCAGAGCCCCCUACAUCACAGCCCCCUACCCCAGAGCCCCCUACAUCACAGCCCCCUACCCUAGGGCCCCCUACCCAAGAGCUCCCUACAUCACAGCCCCCUACCCCAGAGCCCCCUACAUCACAGCCCCCUACCCUAGGGCCCCCUACCCAAGAGCUCCCUACAUCACAGCCCCCUACCCCAGAGCCCCCUACAUCACAGCCCCCUACCCCAGAGCCCCCUACAUCACAGCCCCCUACCCUAGGGCCCCCUACCCAAAAGCCCCCUACUUCAGGGCCCCUACCACAGACACCCCUACCACAGAGCUCCCUACCCUGACUAUUGACCACCCCACACCCCGAAUCCGUUGGAUAAGCAGUGAGUCACGGCGAGGUCUGGGGUUCAAAUACAAGCCAGGCCACCUGACCAGAGGAGCCGUGCAGCACGGCAUAUCUCCGUACUGCAUGGAGCUCGAUGAAGCACACCUCAACAAUGACUUUUGUGACGCAGAAGCACACCUCAACAAUGACUUUUGUGACGCAGAAGCACACCUCAACAAUGACUUUUGUGACGCAGAAGCACACCUCAACAAUGACUUUUGUGACGCAGAAGCACACCUCAACAAUGACUUUUGUGACGCAGAAGCACACCUCAACAAUGACUUUUGUGACGCAGAAGCACACCUCAACAAUGACUUUUGUGACGCAGAAGCACACCUCAACAAUGACUUUUGUGACGCAGAAGCACACCUCAACAAUGACUUUUGUGACGCAGAAGCACACCUCAACAAUGACUUUUGUGACGCAGAAGCACACCUCAACAAUGACUUUUGUGACGCAGAAGCACACCUCAACAAUGACUUUUGUGACGCAGAAGCACACCUCAACAAUGACUUUUGUGACGCAGAAGCACACCUCAACAAUGACUUUUGUGACGCAGAAGCACACCUCAACAAUGACUUUUGUGACGCAGAAGCACACCUCAACAAUGACUUUUGUGACGCAGACGGUACAUGUUAA